This is a messenger RNA of Amorphotheca resinae ATCC 22711, 1209 nucleotides long. RefSeq lists its product as hypothetical. Lineage: Eukaryota; Fungi; Ascomycota; Leotiomycetes; Helotiales; Amorphothecaceae. The coding region runs from base 1 to 1209 and encodes 402 amino acids. The record is from RefSeq and is a predicted model, not a curated record. The transcript is spliced from 3 exons.
AUGGCAUCACUGCAACCAAGUGACGACUACCGACCAAGUGACGAAGACUACAACCAACCUAGCGCAGAGCGGCGCGUCGUCCUUCAGCGCUUACAAGACUUCUUGGGAGAUGUCCCCGUUCACUUUUGGGCGCUUGCGCACGUGUGUGAUGUGAAAACACUCGAAGAGUUUGCAGAGAAGGCCGAAGCUGACCCGGUCCCCUAUCGCAUAUCUAUAUAUCAGACACCCGCAAUGAUUGCAGCCUGGACUCAAUCAUUGAAGGGCUGCUCACGCACGAGCUCACGCACGAGCUCACGCAUGAGCUCGGCCCAACCAUCCCCACAGUUCAGAGCACAACCACCAGCAUCAUCUCCACUAGCAGAUCCCGAUCCAUCGCCUUCAAAAAAACGCAAGAUUGACAACUUUAGUGGAUCUUCGGUCCAAACAUCCCCAGGGUUCAGAGCACAACUACCACCAUCAUCUCCACUAGAAGAUCCCCAUCCAUCGCCUGCAAAAAGACGCUGGUUUGAAAACGUCAGUCUCAAUCGAUCUGAUUCAGAAAAAGAGAAGGCCGCUGCACGAGACCAAAACAGAUGUGUUCUUACAGGCAUGGGAGUGACUGACGUCGCUCACAUUUAUCCCUUUUGCCUUAUGAAACGCGAAGAUGAUACCUUCGGCAAACGACACCUCUUUUGGGCUAUGCUAGAAUUGUUUUGGCCAAAGGAAAAGGUUAAAGCUUGGGAAAAAGAAAUUUUUCCAAAUGGCACACACGAAAAUGGUGUUGAAUCAGCGACAAACCUGAUCACUCUUUCGAAAGAUACACACAGCGCGUGGAACAAAGGAAAUUUCGCCCUUAAGCCCCUCUCCGUGUCCGGCAAUAAGACUUGCCUAAAAGUCCAAUUCUUUUGGCAAACAAAAUGCAAACAGACUUGGCCACUGAUGAGUCUUCUUACCACACCUGCCUCUACUAAAGAUCUCUGUCGUGGUGACGACAACGUCCAAUUGCCUAAAAUAACUGGCGAGAGAAAGUUGGACGCCAUCGAAACUGGUGACAUCUUCGAGAUCAAGACUGAUGAUCCACAAGCACGACCAUUACCAAGCUUCGCACUACUUGAGAUGCAGUGGCAUCUUCAGCGGAUUGCUGGUAUGGCGGGUGCGGCUGAUGUGGACGAGGAUCUGAAAGAAUGGGAUGAUGACGAUAUCAGCAAUCUUGGACUUGACGAAAGAUAG